GCAGAAAUACUUAUUUCUGUUGCGCAAGCGCCAAUGCAGAUUGGAGAGAACGUUUUGUCUGUCGUCUGCAUUGAAUUGCAUUGUUGUUUUCCACGUGAAUAUUUAUAUUUAUUGUGUUUAUUGUGGUCGAUCGACGAGGUGAAUGUGUCCGGAAUAGGUGCAUCUCAGACAAAUCGUUCCAACCAAGUGCAUUGGAGGUUUCGCAAUAGAAAAAUGUUUGUUUUGUUGGGCCCUGAAUCAUCGAAGUUUACUAGCUGUCAUGGUGCAGAAAUGAGUGGAUCAAAUUAGUUUUGCGGGGGUUUCUUUCGGAUACAGACAUUCUAUUUAAUGCCCUAUUGGUAGAUAACGAUGUCCAACAGGCAUAUUCCGGCAGACAAGAUAAACCUAAGAUUAAUCCUAGUUAGUGGAAAAACAAAAGAGUACCUGUUCAGUCCUAGUGAUUCGGCAGGCGAUAUAGCACAGCAUGUUUUUGACCACUGGCCAGAAGAUUGGCGUCAGGAAGCAGUGGCAAAGGCCGAAAUACUUAGACUUAUUUAUCAGGGGCGGUUUCUGCAUAGCAACGUGACACUCGGAGCGCUAGGGCUACCGUUUGGUAAAACUACUGUAAUGCAUUUGGUGCCUAGAGAAAAUCUUCCGGAACCAAAUUCACAAGAUCAACGACAAAAAAGUAAAGGAGGGAACGGAAGCUGCUGCUCGACUUCUUGUUCCAUUUUGUAAUUAAUGCACCCCCCACGUAUAAUAAUAAUUCAAUACUUACCUGUUUUAUUUAAAAAAAAAGAAGUUUUGUAUAGGUGAGAUGUAGUAACGUAAAUGUAUGUGCGACGGUGCGAAUGUUUCGGAAUGAAUGGUUUUAUUUGUGUGAAACUUCGUUUCAUUAUUGAAUUUGUGAUAUACCCAUCAGUGUAAAAUAUGAUACUCAUGUGCCAGACUGUUAAAACUGAUCGCUGAAUUUGCUACGCAGUCUCUAGCACUUGCUGUUUUAAUGUAUAUGAAGAGAAAUAAUUGUAACUAUACCUAUAAUUAUUGUUUAAAGUUAGAAAGAAAUGUUGUUUAUUUCAGACAUUGUUUAUGAAUUUCUCCAUAUCUCGAAAGUUACUUAAAUGUUGUAAAAUAACCAUGACACAAUUAGCCAAAGAUGUUAAACAAGCGAAGAACAAUGUGGUCUUUCUAGAUCGGAUUUCAAAAGUGAAAAAUCCUAUUAUUCGUCCAUGUCAUGGUAAUAUAAUUCUUAACUACUGGGCCAUUGAGAGUAUCGAAAUUGCCAUUUUUCAAACAUCACUGACUUGAAAGCGAAAUUAGUUAUCCAAUACUAACGAAAUGUAUCAAAUUGUUUUUUGAGAAGGGCUCUGAUUGAUUCCCUCGAAACUGCAGCUUUAACAUAUAUUUUCAGAUAUGAGCUACUGAACGAGUAAAUACAGUUGAAAGGAUAUAUUUUUAGCCAAUCCAUAAGUCUAAAAGCUACUGAUUUAAUGAAAUAACCCCCUAUAAUGUACAUAAUCUACUCUACAUGAUACUAAAAUGUACCUUGUACAUAAGCUUUGAAUGUGUUGAUUUUGAGGCGCUCAUAUCUACUCGCAGAACUGAAAAAAAAACUAUUUUUAGCUAAUACAGUGCAAUAUCCGCAAACGGCCCAAUCAAAAGGCCAUAAACUUUAUUAAUUCCCCAUGGUUUGUUAAUUAUUGUUGUGUAUUAAUGCUUUUACAUAGAUAUUUUUUGAUUAGAGCGUAGCGCUGUAUUGAAGUUAAUAAAGCAAAAAACCAGAGUUGUUGCGUAAAAUAAUGGCAAAAAAUGAGUUUUUAUUACUAAAUGCCUCUGUUUUCAUUGAUUUGUUGUUCACGUAUUUUGGCUGGCUUCAGUAUUCUUUUAAAAAAUUUAUUUUUGUAUUAUAUCAUAGCCGUAUUUUGUAAUAUAGCAAUAUUAUUCAGGCGGUGUCUAUAACUGUAUAUAUCUCCAAUAUUUGCUCUUAUCUAUCUUUAGCUUAAGGUGUAGUGAUUUGACGAUAAAUUUAAAGACGCAAACAUACUAAAUGGUUAGCAAUCGCUGUUUAAGAUAAGUUAUUUCAUGUUGUCGAUAAUGAUGUAUGUCAGGAAUUCUGCCUGUAACUUAAUAUAUUUGAUUAAUUUCAAAAAACCA
Molecule: messenger RNA, 2133 nt
Organism: Dendroctonus ponderosae (mountain pine beetle)
Lineage: Eukaryota; Metazoa; Arthropoda; Insecta; Coleoptera; Curculionidae
Gene: UBL3
Product: ubiquitin-like protein 3
Exons: 4
Coding region: 349-717 (122 amino acids)
Molecular function (GO): protein binding
Source: RefSeq, a predicted model, not a curated record